AUGAUCUAUUACGAAGCUACCGGCCAAGUGCAAGUAGCAGCUGGCCUCUGCAAAGUGUUCCGCAUCAAAGUCGGAGUCCAUCAUAGGUCGGAGCACUCUCCAUUACUCAUCAUCACAGUGAUGAACGCAGUAACUGAGGGCCUCAAAAGACAACUGCAAUGGACUCACUUCUAUGCGAAAGAUGUGGUCCUGAGAGUAGGAAAAAGUGGUGCAGAGGUGGAAACCAACUGGAACGCACGGCUUAAAGCUCAACACAAAGGAGGCUGA
Molecule: messenger RNA, 267 nt
Organism: Strongylus vulgaris
Lineage: Eukaryota; Metazoa; Nematoda; Chromadorea; Rhabditida; Strongylidae
Source: the annotation of a GenBank genome assembly